AUGAAAGUAUCUCACCUUGGGGGCAUCUCUCCAGGAUCGCUGCAGGUGGAGCGUUGGGAGGCGGGGGAGGAAGAGGAGGAGGAGGAGGAGGAGGCGGGCUGGGAUGCAUGUGAUGAAGAGGAGUUGUGUGAGGAUGACGAGGAGGAGCAGGUGGAGUCCAGGUUUCGAGGCAGCAGCAGAGAGGACGGCAUGCAGAGCCACGUCUCCAGGUCGGAGAACUUAGAGCAGCUCAGCAUCUCCAGGACGCUGAAGAGCAGAAACACAGAACACUACACGUCAUCUUUGAAGCAGAGGAUGCAUCAGGACUCCUGGAAGCAGAAGGAGGAGGAGGAGCUUCUCAAACUGCAGGAGGACCACACAGAGAGCAGCAGCAGUCUGGACUACAACUCCCAGAAUCCCCCAGGAGAGAUCCAGGAUGUUUCCCCUGUGACCUCUGUGACCCCGCCUCUAAAGCUCGUCGCACAGCUUCAGAACGUUUGGGCUUCAGUGAAGCUCGGCUGCUCUCUGGACCUGAAGAUCAUCGCUAGGCAACUGUGGAACGUGCAGCACAUGACACAGAAGAACUACAUCCUGUUCCUGAGGGUCCGCGAGCCUCAGGCCACGGUUAUGAUCCACCGGAACGGGACUCUGGUCAUCAUCGGAGCCAAGAGUCCGGAGAGCGCCCGAGUUGCAGCCAGACGGUGCGCUCGCAAAAUCCAGAAGCUCUGCGUUCCCGUCCGCUUCCUGAACUUCCAGAUCACCAACCUGAUGGCGACCUGCUGCAGUUUCCCUGUGAACCUGCAGCAGCUGGCUCUCUACCACCCCUGCAGCUAUGAACCGGAGCUGUUUCCUGGACUCUUCUUCAGGGGUUUUCCUGGGGUCUCCGUCUCCAUCUUUGUAACGGGGAAGAUUACUGUGACCGGAGUUAAAUCUGAGGCGGAGUUGAAGUCACUUCUGGAGACGCUCGGCCCGAUCCUGACCCGCUUCAGGAAGACCUGAUCCAACAAAUACACGUUUUUUACACCAAGAAUAAAGUCUUAUGUCCUUCAGGAGAUUCAUAAAUAAAACCCUCAGUAAUCAAUAACUACAGCUUGGUGUUUGCUCCACAUUUAGGAAGUUGUUAUAGGAUUGAAUAUGUUAUGUUACACACACUAAUGUAUUAUUUUUGAAGUCACACAUAUUGAAGUUCACUG
Trematomus bernacchii (emerald rockcod) is the source of this 1172-nucleotide messenger RNA. RefSeq names its product TATA-box-binding protein-like. The record is from RefSeq and is a predicted model, not a curated record. The transcript has 8 exons. Gene Ontology annotation, molecular function: DNA binding; RNA polymerase II general transcription initiation factor activity. Lineage: Eukaryota; Metazoa; Chordata; Actinopteri; Perciformes; Nototheniidae. The coding region runs from base 1 to 978 and encodes 325 amino acids. Gene Ontology annotation, biological process: DNA-templated transcription initiation.